AUGACAGACUACGAUCCCGGAGGCGUAGCGGAAUUCGCCCCGCCACCACUUGAAUUGUUCAUGGAACCGACGAGAGAGAUGAAGCGAGAGAUGCGUAAAGCGGCAAAGCGUCCUUCUGAAUGGUUGCGUUUGCUCGCCGGAGAUUGGGCAGUGGGGAAUGAGGCCAUUGUCGAAAUGGCCGACCAAAAGUUUAUCGAAUUCAAGCCCUACUUGAAAGGGAUUCUUACCUCCCAACUCUUGUGCCGUCUCUCUGCUCCUGUCACUAACAGCGUGGAUGGCAGCGGUCCUGCGGAUUUUUGGAGAAUUUUGGGAAUCAUGGAUGAAUUUGACAAGGCCUACAUUGUUGCCCAGGUUGAACGAUUUUGUGUCAUGUAUAAUAUUCGAGGACUCCCAGAGGACGCAGCGGAGAAUGUCAAUCAUUCGAAUCUCUAUACCAACGAUCUGGCAACACAAGAUGCUUCCAUCGCGGCGGCCGCCGGAAUCUCCGUGUCGCCCACUGGAGGAAUUGUGAACCUGCCGUUUCCUCACAUGGAAGCCCCUACAGCCGUGGCGGCCGCUGCUGCUGCGGCGGCUGUCACUCAUCAUGAUGCGACCGUCGGCAAGUUGAGCAAGAAGCAAGUCAAUGAAGUUUCUCGUGCUCAUCGCAUGGCCAAAGAUGCCGAAAAGGCGUUGGAACAAGAGCGCCGUCAAAACCUCAAGAAGGAACAAAAGCGUCUUUCCCAAGAACGCAAGGAACAAAAGCAGCGCGAACGAGAGGCUGUACAGAUGCGCAGGGCACAGGAACGCUCUCAGCGAGAAGCUUCUCGCGAAGACCGCCGCAAGAAAAAGCUGGAAAUUCGAAUGCAGCGAGAAAAAUUCGCGCAAGAACAGAAAGACCUAGCUUUGAAGCGUGCGGCGGAAUUGGUGAAUUCCAACCGUGUUCCUAUUGAAAUUACUCGCGGAGCAGCUGCUGCCAAGGCGGCGGCCAAUGCAGCUUUGGCAGCAGGAGGACAUCAGCCUGUCCCAGAGCCCGUUGCCGUGCCCAGCAAGAAGCCCCGGUCGGCUAUUGUGGUCUCGACUGCAGCGGAUCUCCACCAGAUUGUUACCCACUCCAAGAAUUUGUGGGCCAAAUACAACGCCAUUGCGAAGGAGCACAAUCAAAAGGUCAAUUGGAUCACAGUGGCAAAGGAACUUGGCAUUCACGUCAAGGUCCGUGAAAAAUACGCUCGCAUGCACUCACGUGCCGAACAACGUGGGUUUGAUUGGCAGAUCAAUGGCCACUUCAAAAUCAAAGAUCACCCCGAGAUCUUUAUUGAGCCGACCGAGUCGGAACAGAAGGCCAAGAUGCCCCUCCCUCCUCCCGAUACGAGCACCACGGUCCUAAUUGCGGGCAACAAGGAGGUCAGUGACGGUGUUGCUGUUCACCAUCAUCCGCACCACCAGCCGCACGAACAUCAUCAGCCGCCUCAGCAGCACAAUCCGCAUUCAAUUGCGCUCGAGCACAAUCCGCAGCCUCCGGAACACCCGCCACAAUUCAAUCACCACCCUGGGUACAACGAAGCGCCUAUGAUGGUGGUGGAUGGCAACUCGUCCGAUGAUGCCGCCUCUGCGGCCGCCCGCGUCGUGGAUGCAGCGGUCACCGCUCAUCACCACCCAGUGGAUACACUUGUACCUCCCUCAAGCGUCGAAGAUCAUUCGGCUACUGCUGCAGCCGCAGCUGUCGCGGCUUCCCUUGUCGCGGAUCCUACCGCCAACUUGAUGCAUCAUCAUGAAGAAACCUAUCAUCAUCCACCGCCCACAGUCGCUUGA
Seminavis robusta is the source of this 1788-nucleotide messenger RNA. The record is from the annotation of a GenBank genome assembly. Lineage: Eukaryota; Bacillariophyta; Bacillariophyceae; Naviculales; Naviculaceae.